AUGGAAAGUGGUACAAAGAUGAAAGUUGCUGUGACUUUCAAGGGAAGUAACUACCUAGUAUGGUCUAGGAUGGUGAAGACUACUGUGGGAAGCAGGGGUUUAUGGAAGCACAUCACAUCUGGUGAGGCUCCAAAGCUUAUUACCCAAGGAGGAGACAAGGAGAGUGUCUCGGAAGCUGAAGCUGAGAAGUGGCAACAAGAGGACUUGAUGGUGAUGUCUGUUCUCCAUGCCUCGUUGGAACCGUCCAUUCUUGAUGCUUACAGCUACUGUGAAACUGCCAAGGAGCUGUGGGAAACACUGAAGAAGGUGUAUGGAAACACCUCUAACCUCAGCCGGGUCUUUGAAGUGAAGAAGGCUCUAAAUGGCUUAACUCAAGAGGACAUGGAGUUCACUAAGCAUUUGGGGAGGUUCCGGACACUCUGGUCAGAGUUGGAGAUGCUGAGGCCAAGCACAACUGAUCCGGAGCUUCUAAAUGAAAGGAGGGAGCAGAAUAAGCAUGUGCUGAGGGCUGAGAAACUCCCUGAUCUGGAGGAUGCGUGUGCUCAGAUACAAAUGGAGCAAGGCUCCAUUGGCUUGUUUGGUGGCAAAGGAGACUUGUCUCUAGCAAAUGCUGCGCAAAGUGAUCAUGAGGAGACUCCACAAGCCAAUAAGGCAGCAGACGGCAAGUAUGAGGAUAGGAAGUUCAAUGGCAAUUGUGAUCACUGCAAGAAGUAUGGACACAAGAAGAGUCAGUGCUGGAUACUUCAUCCCCACCUAAAGCCGGCGAAGUUCAUGAAGGAAAGGGAGGCACGAGCCCACGCAUCUGAGGGAACAAGUGGAGCUGGGUCAUCUAACCGUGGAGCUGAAGGAGAGGGUCGUGAGGGUGAUGGCACGGCACUGGUGACAUACUCAGGACCUCCUAACAUCCGUGGAAAUUAUCAUGACUACAUCAGGAGAUCCGAGAUGGAUGCUCUCAUCAAAAUGCUCAAGGAGAACGGUAACACUCAUGGGUACUCCUUUGGUGCGUCUAUGAUAGCUAAAACUUUAGAAACAUCUGCUUGUGUGGUUGACAUUGCUAGGAUGAAUAGGAUUAAGAGUAAUGAGAAUGUUAGAAAUGAGUACACCUUUGCUAGAAGUGCUAAGAUGAAUCAUGAGUCCAAUGCAUUUAGAUCACCUUUGAACCUUUGUCAUAAUGCUAGCAACAUAACUAAGCCAUUAAUUGUUGAUUCUGGUGCAUCUCAUCACAUGAUUAAUGAUACAAAUCUUAUUAAGGAUAUAGAACCAACUAAUGGACAUGUUAUGAUUGCAAAUGGAGACAAGAUACCUAUUAGAGGAAUAAGGAACUUGAAAUUGUUUGAUAAAAAUACUAGAGCAUUCUAUAUGCCUGAAUUUACAUCUAACUUGCUAUCUGUUAAGAAAUGCACAACUGAUUUGAAUUGCAAUGUUAUAUUCAGUCCUAAUGAUGUAAAGUUUCAGGAUAUUGAGAGCAGCCAAUUGAUUGGAAAAGGAAUCACUAAAGGAGAAUUAUACUUGCUUGAAGAACUUGAUCCUAUUUCCAAUCACAAUUGUUCAUUCACCUCUGCUUCUAGUUUAAAUAAAAAUGCUUUGUGGCAUGCUAGAUUAGGAUACCCUCAUGGAAGGGCUUUGAACUUGAUGUUACCAGGUGUUUCAUUUGAAAAUAAGGAUUGUGAAGCUUGCAUUUUAGGCAAGCAUUGUAAAACUGUGUUUCCAAACUUUACCAGUGUUUAUGAUAAGUGUUUUGAUUUGAUUCAUUCUGAUGUUUGGACUGCACCUUGCAUAUCUAAAGAUAAUCAUAAAUACUUUGUCACAUUCAUUGAUGAAAAAUCUAAAUACACCUGGUUAACUUUAAUUCCAUCAAAAGAUAGGGUGAUAGAUGCAUUUAAGAACUUUCAAACUUAUGUGACUAACCAUUACAAUGCCAAGAUUAAAAUUUUGAGAUCAGAUAAUGGAGGAGAGUACACAAGCUAUGCGUUCAGGAGUCAUCUGAGUCACUAUGGAAUCCUGCAUCAAACAAGCUGUCCUUACACACCUCAGCAGAAUGGUGUGGCUGAAAGAAAAAACAGGCACAUGAUGGAGGUUGCUAGAUCACUAAUGUUCCAAGCAAAUGUUCCAAAGAGAUUUUGGAGUGAUGCUGUGGCCACUGCUUGCUACUUGAUCAAUAGAAUUCCUACAAAGGUCUUAAAGGAUCAAGCACCAUUUGAAGUUCUAAACAAGCACAAGCCAUCAGUGGACUACUUGAGAGUUUUUGGAUGCUUAUGUUAUGUGUUGGCACCAGGAGAGUUGAGGAACAAGUUAGAAGCAAGAAGCACUAAGGCAAUGUUCAUUGGUUACUCAAUAGAAUUCCCACAAAGGAUGGUUACUUGUGAAAAGGGUGAUGGUAACUAUGGAGAGUUACCAGCACUUGAUCAGACCGUUGAGAGAAGGAUAAGGCCGCGACUUGACAGGCUGUAUGCAGCUGGAAAGGGAAAGCAACCUUAUCCAUUCAUCCCACACAUGUGGAGUCUCCCAUUGGCUUAG
Messenger RNA from Brassica oleracea var. oleracea, 2517 nucleotides. RefSeq lists its product as uncharacterized. Gene Ontology annotation, biological process: DNA integration. NCBI's taxonomy places the organism in Eukaryota, Viridiplantae, Streptophyta, Magnoliopsida, Brassicales, Brassicaceae. The record is from RefSeq and is a predicted model, not a curated record. The coding region runs from base 1 to 2517 and encodes 838 amino acids. The transcript has 3 exons. Gene Ontology annotation, molecular function: nucleic acid binding.